Molecule: messenger RNA, 11195 nt
Organism: Girardinichthys multiradiatus
Lineage: Eukaryota; Metazoa; Chordata; Actinopteri; Cyprinodontiformes; Goodeidae
Gene: tns1a
Product: tensin 1a
Exons: 35
Coding region: 721-5781 (1686 amino acids)
Biological process (GO): fibroblast migration
Molecular function (GO): protein binding
Source: RefSeq, a predicted model, not a curated record
UGUAUGUGUGUGAGAGUGUGUGUAUGUAUGUUACAGAGCAGCACGGAGCAAAAGAGAUGGACAAGUGUGUAUAAGCGGAGUGUGUGAAUGUGAAGCACCGGCGAUCCUGUGCCCGGAGGGUAGCCGUGUGAUGAGAGAGAAGGAAGGCAUGGGGGGGUGGGGGCUCUUCUGCCUGCAAAUACAUUUGCCAGGACAGCGUUACAUGCAGGCGAGCAUGUGUGUUUGAGGGGAAAAAAGUGAGUGAGGUUAUGCCAGCGUAGGUGUAACGGUAUCGUCGAUCAGCAGCGUGCUCUUCGCAUUAUGCAGCCAACGGUACUGAUCACACUUUGAGGACGGACUCAUCCAGACCAGGCUGAGAAGACGAAUGGAUGAAAAGACAGGGAGACAUUUUAUAGCUGAAAAAAUGCUCCAGGUUCUCCUAGACCAUUCAAAGGUCUAAUCCGUUUCAGGGAAUGUUGUUAGCCCCCCUUGUUUCCUUACAAAUUGGAAUUGCAGACACAGUCAGACAUACAUCCAAAAUUGCCACAAACUCCUGAAGGGAACAUAAAUCCUCAACCACUGUCUGACUCAGACACUUCAUAUUUGCUCCAGGGACAAGGAAAAGAAGAUCUUCUGUCUUUGCUUAUUCUUUUCCUUGUGUGAGGACGGUUGCAGGAUCCUCUCCAAGUACCGUGAGUGGAUGAUAAGAAGGCUGGUAGACAAGACGAGACAGACACAGGCAUGGCUCGCCUCAACUGGUGCCUGGCUGCUGUCAUUAGCUGGGGAAAGUUCCUCUUCACCUGUUUCUUUCCUCUGCGAGGAGCCAAACGAAACAAGCCUGAUGAGCUGGAGGGCGUCCACACACACACCUUCAAGCUGAAGCCGUUUAAGAAGGCAAAAAGUUGUGACAUAUGCAAGCAGGCCAUCACCAAGGAGGGUCUCAUCUGCAAAGCAUGCCGGCUAUCCUGUCAUAAGAAAUGUGAAGUGAAGGUCACUACAUCAUGUCAGACAGCGACCAACUGUGAGCUGCCUCCUACUCCGCAGCUGCCGUUAAAGCAUGUAGAUACACCGGGAUCUACGAGGUCCUGCAAAAGUGUGGAGAUUCGGAGGAAGCAGUCAAGGAGUCAGAGUGUGGUCCAGGCCAUGGAGGAGAGCUAUGAGGUGGACCUGGUCUACAUCACGGAGAGGAUCAUCUCCCUCUCUUUCCCCGCCGGGGCCGAGGAACGCAGCUACACCAUCAACCUCAAAGAGGUGGCAACGAUGCUGCGAUCCAAGCACGGCGAACACUACCUGGUGCUCAACCUGAGCGAGCAGAGGAAAGAUUUAACAAAGUUAAACCACAAGGUUCUUGAAUUUGGCUGGCCAGAUCAUCACGCACCAGCGCUGGAUAAGAUCUGCAGUAUGUGCAAAGCCAUCGACACUUGGCUCAGUGGAGACCAGCGGAACGUGGUGCUCCUGCACAACAAGGGAAAUCGAGGUCGAACAGGUGUAGUGGUGGCUGCAUACAUGCACUACAGCAACAUAUCUGCGAGUGCUGACCAGGCACUCGACAGGUUCGCCAUGAGGCGCUUCUACGAGGACAAAGCUCUUCCUGUGGGUCAGCCAUCACAGAGAAGGUAUGUCCAAUAUUUUAACGGCCUCCUGUCUGGGCACAUAAAAAUCAACAACAAGCCCCUCUUCCUGCGUCAUGUCAUCAUGCACGGCAUACCCAACUUUGAAUCCAAAGGAGGAUGCCGGCCGUUCCUGAAGAUCUACCAGGCAAUGCAGCCAGUCUAUACGUCCGGAAUAUACAAUGUGCAAGGAGACAGCAAUACCAGUAUCUGUAUCACCAUUGAACCCGGGCUGCUUCUGAAAGGAGACAUUCUGCUGAAGUGUUACCACAAGAGGUACAGGAACCCUUCCAGAGACGUGGUGUUCAGGGUGCAGUUCCACACCUGUGCCAUCCACGACCUCGGGGUGGUUUUUGGCAAGACUGAGCUCGAUGAGACCUUUAAAGAUGAGAGGUUCCCAGAGUACGGAAAAGUGGAGUUUGUUUUCUCAUAUGGACCAGAAAAAAUCAGAGGUCUCGACCACCUGGAGAACGGGCCGAGCGUUUCUGUGGACUACAACACCCAGGACCCCCUGAUCCGCUGGGACUCGUAUGAGAGCUUCAACCAUCCCAGCGAGGACACGGCAGACACAGAGAACGAUGUUGGUCAUACUCAAGGUCCACUUGAUGGAAGUCUUUAUGCCCGUGUCAGAAAGAAAGACUCCCUGGAGGGAGUUGUUACCAUUAAUGGCCUUCCAGUCCGUGAAAACCCCUUGACGAAUACAGAGAGCUCAUUGCAACAAUCUAACCAUUACCUUCAAAAGACUGAGCAGUCCCUUCCAGUGGCAGGUCACACCUCCCUCCCUGCUGUAGAUCAUACCCUUUCCGUGAGCAGUGACUCAGGCAACUCUACCGCAUCUAUCAAGACUGAUCGCACUGAUGAGCACAGCCAUUCCUUGCACACAGCUGCACAGCUCCACAUUAACCCAACAGCCCACCCAACACUUAGCCCACAGGAGAAACAAGAACUAGAUCAGCUUCUGAGCGGCCUUGAGCCACCAGCUCAGCAGCAGGUUUACCUGUCUACAUCUGCUAGUCCAGGGGUAGGGGUUCGACACCUGGUUCCAGCACAGGUACAUGUCAACGGGGGCCAUACCAGGCAUCUUGGGGCCCCUUCAACAGAGGAGCGUGAAACUGAUAUCCUUGACGACGAGCUUCCUAAUAGCCAGGAGGGCAACAGUGUGGACAGCUUGGGUACCCUUUCAUCCUUAGAGGGUCAGGCAACACCAGCUAGCCUUUACUACCAAUCACAGACACCUGUUAGUGGCCAGAACGACGGCCUGUAUCUUGAGAGAAACGUUCUUGGAGAAAAGCUGGACGAAAUGCCUGUUCAUGGAGUUCGAACUCCUACAGCAAUGCAGGAGCGGUCUGUAGAUUCAUCAUCACCCCAGGGGGGAUACAACAACUACCAGAAUGGAGGAGGGAUGUACCGUUCGCAGUCCUUUGGGAAUCAGCCACCCAGUAGCCCUGAGACCAACCCUAAAAUGAUGCCUAAGGCCCCUGAAAGGAGUACCAGUAGUCGAGAGGCAGUUCAAAGAGGUCUUAGCCACUGGCACCAGCAUAGUCUUCCAGAUGAUCCCUUUGGGCCUCCUCCUCAGUUGACCCACAGCCUGCCUCAUUUCCCAACGUCAGCCUCACAGCGAGACAUUGAGCAGUCCAUAGAGGCACUAAACAUGCUGAUGCUUGAUUUAGAUCCAAUCAACUCACACAUGUCUAAGUCCCACAGUGCGCCACCUGGAGAUAACACCCUCAGUUCUUCCCAGAUACCCUUUUCCCAGACCCUGGCUAGGCCAUCCUACCAAGGAGACUCUGCCAUCCAUGGCUACAACAACUCUGGGUCAGUGAAUAACACCUAUCAUCAGCCGCUACGACCAGCAGGGAGGGUUCCAGCAGUGCCAAACCAGAGUCCCGUUACGGAGUCUCCAACAUACUCCCCCCAAAGGUCCAACACUGGCUAUCAAUACCAGAACACCACCCCAACACACACUCCGGAGCCCUACCUCCACACACGGCAAGCAGCCCACUAUUACCCCAUUGAUACUUCUGCCAAUCUCAACCAGCAGUCUCCCCAGAAACUAGUAAACUCAACAAACAGAGUUUCACACUCCCCAGACCUACAGGGGCCAUCCCCCUACCCAGGAUACAGCACCUCUUCUUCUCCUAUUCCUGCCCUCACACCCCAACCCAAAGAUGUGUCUUCUUCUCCCUUGCCAAGAGAACAAGAUGCAGAUGAGAAGACUCUAAACUUGGAAGGCCUGGUUGCCCACCGUAUUGCUGAGUACAACGCUCGUAUUCGGGGCAUCAGUGAAAGCAUGACACCUCAACAAUCUGACCACCAUCGCUCCUAUUCCUUCUCUGGCGUUCGCUCCAGAGGAAUGACCCCGGAAGUGACGCAGGAGACAGGCAGGCGCCGGACCACAAGCGAGGGGCAUUACCAGAGCGGUCAUGACAAUGCCCCCGUAUCCCAUUCGCCGGACUUCACCAAUAAUCUGGCUCUGAACCCGGGGGGAAGGCCCAGAGAGGGUCCUAUGCACAGUUACCGGGAAGCCUUUGAGGAUGAUGAGGCUGGACGGCAUGGCAACAGUCUCUUGUUGCAAGGCAGUGCUCGAUCUACGCCAGGUUUGACAAAGACCCCACUGUCUGCUCUGGGACUAAAACCUCAUCAACAAGGUGGAUCAGACUCUGAUAGUAAAAAUGCACAGCAAGAUAUUCACAGCUUCGGGGACUCGAGGUCACAACUGUUCAGUCCUCCUCUGUCCUCCAGCAGUCCUGUUCACACCAUUGAUGGAAGGAGGACUGGUUCUUCAGAUGGCAGCCCCCACAGUCCCGCCUGCCCAUACACCCAAAGACCUGCCUCCCCUGAGGGCUCCCAGGUCAACAUCAUGGGUGUCCACACAGUCCCCGGCAGCCCAAACACCCUCCACCGCACAGUGGCCACCAACACCCCACCCAGCCCAGCCCUUCAAAGACGCUUAGGUCAAGCCAGCCCUUCCCUGACCAGACAGCAGCCCCCAUCCAGUCCUCUGAUAGGCCGAAAUCCUAAAACUGCAUCAGCAGGCAUUCCUCCAAGUCCACUAAUGGGGCGACGUGCGGGGUCGAGCGGCCACAGCACACCUGAUGAGCUGGGCGCCGCCUCUCGUCAGGGGAGCACCCAGCCGCCUCCCACCCCUGCCUUCCCUGUCUCCCCUCAGCUUCCGGAAAAGAGACACAUGUCCAGUGGAGAUGCGGAGAGGACAGACAACAGGAACCUGACCCCAGCCAGUGGUGGCAGCACGCCAAACCUUUCUGGCACACAUACUCUCCCAGACGUCUCCAAGUCCAUCUAUGAUGGUUAUCCAGACAUAAGGAUGAAUGUUAAGUUUGUCCAGGACACUUCUAGGUUCUGGUACAAGCCAGAUAUAUCCAGAGAACAAGCCAUCAGUCUGUUAAAGGACAGGGAGCCAGGGGCAUUUAUCAUCAGGGACAGCCACUCUUUUCGCGGAGCCUACGGUCUGGCCAUGAAGGUGGCGUGUCCUCCGCCGACUGUCCAGCAAAACAAGAAAGUUGGCGACAUGACUAAUGAGCUGGUGAGGCACUUCUUGAUUGAGACCAGCCCCAAAGGUGUCCGUCUGAAAGGUUGUCCCAAUGAGCCCUAUUUCGGAUGUCUCUCUGCUCUGGUGUACCAACAUGCAAUGACUCCUCUGGCUCUGCCCUGCAAGCUGAUGAUCCCCACCAAAGACCCAAAUGAAGAAGCACUGGAACUCGCUACACCUACUGAUCCAGUUGUUGAGCUCCUCAAACAGGGAGCAGUUCAGAAGGUUCCAGAGGAAGCCUAUGCUUGUAAUGUUCUCUUCAUCAACUCUGUGGACAUGGAGUCACUCACGGGACCUCAGGCCAUUGCCAAGGCCAUUAGUCAGACGUUGGCAUACAACCCCCUUCCUUCCGCCACCACUGUCCACUUUAAGGUGUCCAUGCAGGGCAUCACACUCACCGACAGCCAGAGAAAAAUUUUCUUCCGCCGACAUUAUCCUCUUAACACAGUGACCUACUGUGAUUUAGACCCCCAGGAUAGAAAAUGGGUAAAAGAAGGAGGUGGAUCAGUAAAGCUUUUUGGGUUUGUCGCAAGGAAACAAGGAAGCACAACGGACAAUGUCAGUCACCUGUUCGCUGAGCUGGAACCAGACCACCCUGCCCCUGCCAUCGUCAGCUUUGUGUCCAAGAUGAUGAAGCGAUGAAACCCUGAAACCUCCAAAUGCAGUGGCCGGGUUGCAAUCUUUCAUCAUCAUUGGUGUCCAUUUCCAAAAGGACUCAACGUUGUCCUUUUUUUGUUUGUUUUUGGGUUUUUUUUUUGUUUCUCUCCUCUUUCUUCCUCUCUACCUUGCUGGGUUGUCUUUCUUGAGAGUUGUCUUUACCCGAAGGCUUUAGUGUUGACGCAAAGUGGAGCUAGGGGACGUGUUAUGUGGAGCUGUGCAUGUGACAGAAGCCGACAUUGUGAAGUUGAGUCAGGGAAACAUGUAAGGACUAGUGAAUUUGUUUUGUUUUCCGUAGAUUUUGAUUGAUUUACCAAAGGUAGCUGCAAUACAAGUGCAAGAAUGAUGUAGCUAGUAAGCCAUUAAUAAUUUCUCUUUUUAAAAGAUGAAGUGAAACAAAAGAAAAAAAAACUAAGAAAAACAAGAUGAAAGAAAAAUGGUUUUCUCUUCAACUUCGAUUCUUCAGGAAAAAAAGGUGGGAAAAAAAAAUAAUUUCUGAAGAUGUUAUGCAUGUUGGCUUGAUCUUUAAGCUUGGUUCUUCUACUUUCCAAAAAGUAAUUGUCAACUACUCACUUAGAGGUCAUUUUUUGGGUCUGCUGUGUGUUGGAAAGGGCUCUGCAGUGAAACAACAACUGAUCUAAACUGUGCAUAGCAGACCUCAUCUAGAAGAAACGUGUGUCAGUGCAAACCAUGCUUGCAUUCUUUCUGCAUCAAAUCCUUUAAAACAAUGAAUUCCCGGAUGAACUCGAGCCUGAAAUCAACUGCCUGAAGAUGUGACGACAGUCUGUCCACAAGAUGGCGCCACAUAUUCAGGCUUUUCCUUCCUUAAAGACUUCCUCCAUCGCACCUGCUUGCAGUAACUGAUCUGUUAAGACGCUUCCACAGAAACACACUGGAAACCACCGGGAAACGGCCCAAUUACCUGGACCUAUGCACUGUUCUUUAUGCAUGUUAUCGUCCGAAAAAGCACCCUCCAUCAUAGCUACAUUUACGAUCACUGAGAACAUUCUUUGCCAAGUGUAUAAUUAAAAAAGAUAGAAAAUAUCAACCUUUAGACAAGACAACUGAGUGAAACUUGUCAAAAACUGCAUGAACUAGACAUUUUUUAGUCUUUUACGAGUUCUGAAACAUUGACAAUUAUUACUGAAGAACCUAUUAUCAUGAGAAGUUUAUAUAUUUAUUUUUCUUUUAUGUUUAUUUUUCUUUAUGUUCCAUUUGUGUCAAAAGUCAUGUUCACUGUUUUUCUGAAAAUCCCAAUUAUCUCUUUGCUAAUUGUCCAUUGAGGCUACAAUUUUUGUCAGUUCAGAUAUAGUUCUUUCUUUUAUGGUGUUCUCAUUAACUAUUAGGGACCUUUGUAGACAACAGGGAUGGAAAACUCUAUUGCCUGCAUGUUAAAUACAUUAUAAACCAUUCACAGAAAGCUAAAAUAAUAAGUUGUUUUCUGCUUAGACCAGUAUUAGCCUUAACCAUAGAGUAUGGAUUUGUUUUUUUUUUUUUUGUUUUUUUUUCAUUCACAUAGUAGAAUUUCAUAUUUUGGUACCUUUUUAGGAUAAAAGAAAAAAGUCUGUUUAGUUCCUUGACAUAAUUUUAAUGUUACAUGAUUUGAUAAAUCCUUUUUUCCAUUCUUUGCCCAAAUCCCUUCUUUGUUAUGAUUGGGAAAGUCAGCUUUUGUUCCUUUCAUAAAUAUUGUUGUCACAUUUUACAGUUACAAAAAAAAAGGAUAUAAUAGUGCAUUGACUCUUGUUGAGCACAUGUUUAACUGCUAACAGAAAACUAAGCAAAUAUUCCAAUUUGUUUUAAGUUUUUAAUACAAAUAUCUCCACAGCACCCCACCUCUGAAAUGUUCAAAACACCCUACUCAUUUACCUUACUUUAUCAUAGAGGUAUAAAACUUGGUACACUUGUAGAACCUCCUAAGACCUCUCUUGCACCUAUGGUCUAUAACAAACAGGGAGUUUGCUAUCUAGGAUUGAAUUUUUGAUCUUGCCCCCAUUUUGGCCAUUUCUAGCCUCUUUAUUUCAUUUCUACUCCUAGAGGUUUUGACCAAUCAUCUAGACAUUUGCUGAGUGUGCUCAUAAGCCAUGGGGGAUCUAAAGUUAUCAAAAUUCUGAGCCCUACCCCCUGAGAACAGGAACUCUAUUUUACUUGAGAAGGUCCAUAUUUGACCCCAUUGACCUAAUUAACAUAAAACUGUUCCCAGUGACAAGCUGGUGAAACUUGGUCUCCACUACUGACUUUUGGCCAGAGGGUGUGGCUCUGGCAGGGUGGCGAAAUUCGGGUGGCCAUAUGUUUAGCUCUAAUUUCCACAUAUAUCAUCUGAUCUCCACCAAACUGAAUGUGAUUCAUUUCAAUCCAGCCCCUAAAAGAUAUUUUGGCAAACAUUUGCUGGGUGUGGCCUAAUUCCACCACAGUGCCCCCCUAGAAUCAUUAAACAACCAUCAACAAGCCAUGCUUUGAAUCUUGGUACACAUAUCUAACUUCACAAGACCUACAAAAAAGGUCUCUUCGAGUCCUCUUGGACUGUUAAAUACAUUGGUAUGAUAAAUUGAUGACAACACUUUCGUCUUGCAAACUGAGAACAGUCACGGGUUUCUGUGUUGAAUGACCCUCCAUGACAGUCUGUACAAGUUUCAAGCUUUGUGACUACAACUUUCAAAAGAAAGGUUGGACUUUAGCCAAAUUUUGACGAGAGCUGAUCAACACAGAAUUUAGUCCAAACAGUAAAGAUGGUGUUUGGUUUCUUUCACAGCGUUUCAAAAUUUCAUACUUUAAUACCUUUUCAGCCUAAAACAAUAAAACUGCACAAAGCCUGCAUGUUUUACAUGCUUAGACUUUCACAAUAAGGUAUGCCUAAAACUUUUAAAGGUUUUGUUUUUUAUCCCAUCUGUUUAGACCAGGAUUAGUUUUAACCAGAUGGUAGGGUGUUUUGAUUCGUUCGCAUUUAAAUUUUGGUUCCUUGUAUGUCAAAAGAGAGAAAAACAAGGCUCAAUGUACGCUCAGAUUUUUUCCGUCAGGUAACUUAACAUACAAGUUUUUUUCUUUGAUUAAUAGACCCAAAUGACUUCAUGAGGACUGGAGAGUUGGCUUGAGUUUUUCAUUUAUAGUUCUCAUAAAUAACAUUUAGCAAAAAGAGAGAAAAACAUUUGUUGGACACCUGCUAAAUUAUUCACAAAAAGAUAUGGGAAAAACUGGUGUUUGUUUCACAAUGUUGCAAAAAUUCCUCUUUUGGUACAUUUUAGAAAAUAAGAGAGAGAAAAAAAUUGACUCUUUGAACUAAUUUUAACCUUUCAGGUUUAAACAAUGAUAAAUUCAAAGUUGUUUUUUUAGUUGUUUUUGUUAUUGGUCCCAUUCAGGCCAAAUCCUUUCCUCAUGACAACCAGAGUUCAGGUUUUGUUUCAUCUGGUGUUGUCCUAUUUAAACCCAUCAGCAAAAUAAGUUAUGGGCUAGCUUGUUUUUGUUUGUUUGUUUUGGCCCCAAAUUAGUGUUAAAAACCAGACAGUAUGGUUUUUUGGGUUUCUUUUUUUGUUUUGUUCACUGUCUUGCCAGUGUGAUAUUUCAAUAUAAUUUAGGACAAAAGACAGAAAACAAAUAUUUAACACAUGCUUAACCAUUCUGAAUUUGUUCUUUAAUUCCACCAUGUUUUGGUAAUUUCACAUUUUGAUACUUUUUCGGACAAAGAAGAGAAAAAAAAAAAAAAAAAAAAACUGUCACUUGAGCCAGAAUUGCUUUUCAUAAAAGAAUUAUGGGGCUAUGUUUUGUGUUUUUGUUUUCACCUUUUUUAUUGUCAUUCUUAGAUACCCUUUAAAACAAGGAAGAUGGUUAAAAAACUAGCAUAAUGCCUGCUUGUUGACAGCUCAGAAUAUCUUGUUCAUUUGAGCUAGAUUUACUUUUCGUAAAAAUGGGAAAGUUUGAAGUUUCGUAGUGUUGUCAGAUUUCAACAUUUAGCUACCUUUUUAGAACAGCAGAGGGGAAAAAAAACACACUGUGCGCAAUACCUGCUUGCUGAACACAUGCAUUCACAAUAAGCUAAGAAAAAAAUUGAUACUGGUAUAAAUGUACAUAGAUAUACUUCUUUGAAAGGUGACAUAGCGAAAAAGUAUUUAUUUUUAUUGCUUUGUUCCCUCAUGGUUACUAAUAUAUACAUAUAUUGUACAGUCUCGAUAAAUAGAAAAUGAGUUGAGAAAAAAAAUACUUAUUUUGACUAAUGAUUUCAAAGUCUGAGGAUUUUGAGAUGUGUUUGAAUAUAUGGUGUACAUUACAUUGUACAUGUAUGUUUCUUUUUCGGUUCAUUGGGGUUUUUUUUUUUUUUUCGUUUUGCUUCCUCACAGAAAGAGGCAGGGCAUGAAUGAGGUAAAGUUGCAUGGACAAAAACUGAUGAGUGUGAUUUCCUGCAAGUAAAACGCAGUAAAGCAGACGUAUUGUAGAAUUUAGAUUUUUGUUUUUUUUAAAAAAGGAAGUUCAGAAGCCAAACCUAAAUGCAAUAUGCACUCAUGCUGGUUACAUUUAUCAUUUUGCCAAAGAUUCUCUCGUGUUACGUAUAUUCUUAUUGUAGCAUGUCGCUUUUUAUAUCAAACACUGUUUCCAUUUUCUUAAAUUUGCUAACUUUUUCAGCAGAAGUAAUAAUUUUAAGAGAGAACACAGAUGAGUGUUUUGGGAUGUAGAGUUUACUCACUCUGCUGCACAUUUCUUGAUUUGUUUGUACUGACGUCUCAGCACUAAAGAAAUGUGUCCACCUCCAAUGCCUGUUGAGGAAAAAACAAGCCUGCUGCGCAUCGGAGGAGCAUAAACAAAGCACUUAUGUCCACAAUAGAGAGGAGUGACAUAAAUUUCGUAUGGGUGUCAGUGCUGGAGGUAAAUAAAAUCCGACAUGUCACACAGUGAUGCUAAAAGCUCCACAGCUGCAGCUUUGUCAGACUGCCAAAGUCUCUUUUGAGAGUCAGCAGAUUAUUUAUUCUUAUUUAUUCGUUUAUUUCCUGGUUUGUAUUCACAUUUGUGUCACUUUCUUUUACAGUAUUAACAAUUUUCGGAAUGUAUGAUGGUGCUUUAUUGAAAGCGAGGAGGUACACUGGGCUUGAUUUGAAAACAACAAGAUUCUUGCCAUCUGUAGCCACGUGGAAAGAAAAAAAAAUGCCAUAAUUAAAUGUUGCCUAAUUGAAUAUUCAUAUCAAAUUGAAUUGUACAUGUUGGCUUUGAGUCAAGAGUUACCAUAUGUAAUACAAAAAAAAAAAGAUUAUUUGACCUCUUGUACAGAUGGCAUUUGUAUGUUAAAUGAAUGUGCUGCCGAGGAUGUACAAAAAAGGGUCUCAGAUUUUGUUUGCUAUUAUCAUUUACAUUAUAAUGUCAUGGCUUACUUGUUCUUAAGGAGAAAAAAGACAUUAAAGCAAUACAGAUCAGUUACA